CAACAAGCUUUGAGUGGAUUUGUGCCUGGUGGAUCUGAUGGUUGCGGUGGAAUUAAAGAAUAAUUGCAAUAUUUUGUAGAAACUGACUACUUUAAUUUCCUAUAUGUCAUGUAUUAUUUGUGAACAAUGAUCAAUCUUGUAACGAAGAGAAUAAUCUCCUUUAAAUUAAUUCGCUUGUAUUGCCAUGUCGCAAAUUAUAAAUCUGCUAACCUGAUCCGAAAGGAAUUUCUAGAUUAUUUUACAAAAAAUCUAAAACAUAGUAUUAUUCGUUCCAGUCCUGUUUCUCCAAUUACUGAUCAAUCACUUGUAUUUACUAAUGCCGGUAUGAAUCAAUUUAAAGGAAUUUUCUUGAAUUAUUACGAACCACCUGCGACAAAAGUUGUGAGUUCGCAAAAAUGUAUUAGAGUCGGUGGGAAACACAAUGAUCUUGAUAUUGUUGGUAAAGAUAGUUAUCAUCAUACAUUCUUUGAAAUGCUUGGCAAUUGGUCCUUUGGAGAUUAUUUUAAGGAAGAUGCUUGUUCGUAUGCUUGGAAUCUUUUAACAAAUGUGUAUGGUAUACCCAAAGAAUAUCUGUAUGUAACAUAUUUUGGUGGUAAUAAGGAUUUGGACAUAGCGCCUGAUCUAGAAUGUAAAGAUAUUUGGUUAAGACUUGGUCUUCCAGAAUACAAAAUUUUACCAUUUGAUGUACGAGAUAAUUUCUGGGAAAUGGGUAUAUCAGGCCCUUGUGGACCCUGUACAGAGAUACAUGUAGAUUAUAUGAAGCGAUCUGUCAAUCAGGCUGCACGAGUAAAUAAAGGAUAUGCAGAUCUUCUGGAAUUAUGGAAUAUAGUUUUUAUACAAUACGAAAGGCUUGCAAACGGAUGUAUAAUACCUUUACCAAAACAUCAUGUUGAUACAGGCAUGGGACUUGAACGAUUAGUUACAUUGCUGCAAGGAAAAAAGUCAAAUUAUGAUACAGAUCUUUUCCAGCCAUUGUUUCAUGCGAUACAAAAGUACUCAAAUGCUCCAAAAUACAAGGGAACAUUUAAUAACGAUGAUACAGGCAAAAUUGACUAUGGUUAUAGAAUCUUAGCAGAUCAUGCAAGAAUGGUUGCUGUUGCGCUGGCUGAUGAUAUGUUACCUGAGCAACACCCAAAGUUACGGAGAGUAUUACGAAAUGCAAUAGAUAUAGGAGAGAAAAUAUUUCGAAAAACUGACAUACUUGCCGAGCUAGUCCGUCAUGUAGCUGAUAAUUUAGGUGAGGCUCAUGAAGAAUUACACAAUAAUCUUAAGCAGGUAGAUAAAAUAAUACAGUUUGAGCAAGACUUGUACAAUAGAUUGCGGAAUACCUCUGGUAAAAGAUGGAAGGAAAUGGUGAAAAUUCGUCCUGAAUUAGCAUCGGUUACUGAUUGGACAGCCUCCGGUUUACUUGAUGGCUAUAAAAAUCUACAGACUGUGUUGAAAGACUUACGUAAAACCAACGUUUUACCUGGAACUGUUGCAUUUAAACUGUAUGAUACGUACGGGCUUAAUUCAGAAACUAUAACAGAGUUGGCGCAAAUCGAGUCAUUACACUUUGAUGAAGUUGACUUUAAAAAUCAACUGGAUAUUCGCAGAUAUCAAUCGAAGAUUGGAUUCAACAAGUAUAAUGCUAUAUUUACUGAAGAUAAUUUGAAGAUACUUGAAGAAAAUCACGUACCUAAAACAGAUGAUUCGUUCAAAUAUAAUUAUAUGCAUAAUGGAAGUAACUAUGAAUUUUCAGCACUCAACAGCAAACUUAUUGGUAUCAUUAUCAAUGGGAAAUUAGUGGCAAGUAUGAACUACUCCCAUACUGCAAAACCUAACGAUGUUAAUAGCAAAACAGCUAUAAAUGUCAGUGAUAUAUUAAAUAGCAAAGAUGAGAUUGGCAUUAUAUUGGACAAAACUGUAUGUUAUUCGAUAGAGGGUGGCCAAGUUUCAGAUCGAGGAAAUAUACACGUCAAGAAUCUACUUUUUAAUAUACACAAUGUCAGGAAAGUAAAUGGCUAUGUGAUUCAUUUCGGACAGUUUGAAGAAACAAAUAUACCAACGUCAGAACUGUAUUUAACAAUGGAAGAUGACUGCUCGGUUAACAUAGAUUCACAGACUCGAAUUGAUAUUAUGAAACAUCAUACAGCAGCCCAUUUGUUGAAUGCAGCCAUAAAAGAAGUUUUGCAUACGGUUUAUCAACGUGCCUGUACAGUUGAUAAAGACAGCCUAAAACUUGAGUUCAAUCCGUUUGGUGAAAAACUUACAUUGGAGCAAGUGAAAACGAUAGAAGAUCGCAUCAAUAAUGUUAUACAGUCUAAUGUUGCAGUGACUGUACAAACAUUAAACUCACUCCAACUGUUAGCACAGGAUGAUAUUACAUUGGUGCCUGGAGAAAUAUAUCCUUACACAAAUAUUAGAAUCGUAGAGAUUAACGCUAAUGAUUUGAAAGCAAAGGAAGCGUGUUGUGGCACGCAUGUACAUAAUACAGGUGUAUUACAACAUUUUUACUUUUUGACGCAUACCUCAAAGGGAGCAACAAACUGCACGGUUAAAGCCGUCGUUGGUCCGAGAACUCUGCGUAUGAAACAAGCUAUUGAAAAAAUACAGCAUAAAAUUACGGAGCUAGAAAAUACUUUGCAAAGUACCGAAUUAACUUACGAAGCAUUUAACGCGAAAAUAAAUCGAAUAAAAGAGAAAAUUAAUGACCGGACUGAACAAAUAUCAUUAUCUUAUCUAUUUAAAAUGGACUGCUUGACACAUCUAAAGAAUUUGAGUGUGAAAAAAUGGCUGCAGGAGAAAGAGAUUGAAAAAGCUUCUGUAACUCGUGAAAUUACUACCGCUACCGAUUCGUCUUAUUUUAUCGUGCAUUGUCUAGAUAAAAAUCCUACAUAUCUGUCGUUGCACGAGGUUGUAUCCCUCUUCUCUGGGACACCAGUGCUGGUUCUGUCGCAUAAUAAUGGAUCUAUGAAAGCACGGUGUUCUGUACCACAGGAAAUAGUCUCUAGUGUAUUUAAUGCACAAACCUGGAUGGAUAUUGUACUUAAAAUUUUUCAUGCAAAAUAUGGACCUAUUAAAGGAUUUGAGCCCAUGCUAGUUGCAUGUAUGAAAUCUAAACAGAUGUCGCGUGAUUUUAUUGAAAUGCAUACGAAAAGAGCGAUUGCAGAGGCUACCAAGUUCGCAUCAGCACAUGUAAAAAGAAAUUAAAUCCAUCAAUAACAAACAUUA
This is a messenger RNA of Dinoponera quadriceps, 3213 nucleotides long. It is a transcript of the gene AlaRS-m, whose product is annotated as alanine--tRNA ligase, mitochondrial. The transcript has 12 exons. Gene Ontology annotation, molecular function: alanine-tRNA ligase activity; nucleic acid binding; ATP binding. NCBI's taxonomy places the organism in Eukaryota, Metazoa, Arthropoda, Insecta, Hymenoptera, Formicidae. Gene Ontology annotation, cellular component: cytoplasm; mitochondrion. The record is from RefSeq and is a predicted model, not a curated record. Gene Ontology annotation, biological process: tRNA modification; alanyl-tRNA aminoacylation. The coding region runs from base 127 to 3192 and encodes 1021 amino acids.